Messenger RNA from Funneliformis caledonium, 404 nucleotides. NCBI's taxonomy places the organism in Eukaryota, Fungi, Glomeromycota, Glomeromycetes, Glomerales, Glomeraceae. The record is from the annotation of a GenBank genome assembly.
AUGGUUGAACAAGACAAUAAUCACAGUUGUAAAAGUUUUCUUCCUUGUGGUUCUAGUAGCUUUUUUCAACAAGAAGCAGAUGAUCCUUUUCCAUAUAGUGGUGAUGAAAUACUUAGGCUUGUUUCAGAUUUUGACUGUGAUGACUAUGAUGACAAUUAUGAGAAAGAGCCAUUCAAAUAUAAUAAAAAUUUGUUUGAACUCUUAGUGGAUACAGAUAGCGAUGAUGAUUUUAGUAAUACAACUUCAUAUUCUGAAUAUUCAGAAUGUAAUAAUGAACUCAAUGAAGAAGAGGAUGAUAUUAGUAAUGAUCAAUUUGAGAAAAAGAAUAAAACAAAAAUCAGUUCGCUAAUUCAACAAGAAAUAGAAAAUUCUAAUAGUCUAGAAAGGUUAUUUAGUUCAAAAUU